AUGACUUCGGAAAGCGGCUCCUUCGUGAAGGGGCUGGUGCUGGGCGGCCUCUUCUGCGCCCUGGUGACGCUGCUGGGGCACGUGCGGCUGGGCGCCGGCCCGCGGCCCCACGAGCACCACCACCUGCAGGCGCCCAACAGGGAGGACGUGCUGAACCUGUCGGAGGGCGAGCGCGCCCAGCUCGGCCGCACCCUGCGCGUCUACUGCCUCAUCCUGGUGCGGCCCAAGGACCUGGGACACUGGGCGGCCGUGAAGGAGACGUGGAGCAAGCACUGCGACCAGGCCGACUUCUUCAGCUCCGAGAAGGUGAAGGUGUUCGACUCCAUCGUCCUCGACGCCAACGACAUGUGGCUGAUGAUGAGGAAAGCUUAUAAAAUAACUUACGAGCGCUAUAAAAAUGAGUUCAACUGGUUCUUCCUUGCGCACCCAACAACAUUUGCCAUUAUUGAAAAUCUCAAGUAUUUCUUGCUGAAAAAAGACCCCUCACAGCCCUUUUAUAUAGGUCACACCGUGAAGUCUGGUGACCUUGAGUACGUGGAUGGCGAUGGAGGAAUCGUCCUAAGCAUCGAAUCACUGAGACGGCUUUCCACCGUUUUUGAGGACACCGACAAGUGCCCAGAGCAGGGCGGUAUGAUCUGGAAACUUUCCGAGGACAAGCAGCUCGCCGUCUGCCUCAAGUACAUGGGAGUGUUUGCCGAAAACGCGGAGGACUCGGAAGGAAAGGACGUCUUCAACACCAAGUCGGUGGGCGCGCUCAUCAAGGAGGCCAUGGCCAGCCAGCCGCAGCAGGUGGUCGAGGGCUGCUGCUCGGACAUGGCCGUCACCUUCAGCGGCCUGGCCCCCAACCACAUGCACGUCAUGAUGUACGGCGUGUACCGCCUGCGGCCCUACGGCCACACGUACAAUGACGCGCUCGUCUUCCUGCCGCCUCCGGGCUCGGACAACGACUGAGGCUCCCCGCAAAGACUUUGCCAUGAAGGGCAGCCCUUCUUGGGACGUGCAGCGGGACAGACCGUCGUGUUUUGUAUCAUGGUACUGGUGAACACUUUUGCACAGUGGUUUGGUAAAGCUUUUCAUUUUAAAAGCGGAAAGGAGAACUUUUUUCUAAGUCUUUUAUACAGAAAUGUUUCUGGCUUUUGACGGUGCUGGACUGAAACGAUGAAGGAGGUGUUAAUGUUUGUGAUAAAGGAAAUUAAAUUUAUAGGGGGGGUGUUUGUAUAUGUAAAUAUUUAUUAAUGAAAACUCAACCAGAGCUUAGUCUACUGUUACAGAUAUAUUUUUGCAAAGUUUUCCUCCUUUGGAUUCUUUCA
Nothoprocta perdicaria is the source of this 1310-nucleotide messenger RNA. RefSeq names its product C1GALT1 specific chaperone 1 (gene C1GALT1C1). Gene Ontology annotation, molecular function: N-acetylgalactosaminide beta-1,3-galactosyltransferase activity. The transcript has a single exon. The record is from RefSeq and is a predicted model, not a curated record. NCBI's taxonomy places the organism in Eukaryota, Metazoa, Chordata, Aves, Tinamiformes, Tinamidae. Bases 1 to 951 code for a protein of 316 amino acids.